UUUCGAUGUGCCGCUUUCUCUCAGCGUAACUUAAACGAGUAAAGCGCUGCGCAAGUCCCGACGCACGGUCCGCCCGCCGAGCGACUUCCCGAAAUAUUUUUGGACCGUUUGCAGAACAUCACCUCUCACCACGACGGCUCCGACAUCUACGGGUGCCGCACACUUUACUUUUCCCUUCGCUACCUUUCGCUAUCACUACAAGAAUGGCUGCAUCAUCAAGCCCGGUGCCGUUCCGCUUCGGCGCCACCAAUGGGAUCCAGAGCACGCCGGAGACAUCGCGUUUCAGCUUUAAUUUCAACACUUCCAGUCCCAGCGCAAUAUCGUCAGCGGCCGUGGAGACGUGGGUGAGGAGUGAAUAUCGCAAGAAAUUCUGCAACGUCAAGGGCAAGCGGACCCUCCCGGUGAACCUGGAGGCAUUCAAGCACGAGCUGGAACAGAAACGCUCGGACGACGCUGCCCAGAUUGACUCCGCCAUCAAGAAGACAUCUGCAAGCAGUUUGCGCUCGACGAGAACGGCGCCUUUGAGGACUCGGCCGCUCUCAUCAUAGAGCUUCACAGCAAGAGACCCGACCUCGCCGAGAAGUCCGUGGUCGGCCAAGUCAUCGACGAGAUUGAGAAAGAGAAUUUAGCGAAUAAGCAACGUCCG
Trematosphaeria pertusa is the source of this 646-nucleotide messenger RNA. RefSeq lists its product as uncharacterized. The transcript has 3 exons. The record is from RefSeq and is a predicted model, not a curated record. The coding region runs from base 204 to 548 and encodes 114 amino acids. NCBI's taxonomy places the organism in Eukaryota, Fungi, Ascomycota, Dothideomycetes, Pleosporales, Trematosphaeriaceae.